Messenger RNA from Colossoma macropomum (tambaqui), 3691 nucleotides. RefSeq names its product fibroblast growth factor 14-like. Gene Ontology annotation, biological process: fibroblast growth factor receptor signaling pathway; regulation of cell migration; animal organ morphogenesis. Lineage: Eukaryota; Metazoa; Chordata; Actinopteri; Characiformes; Serrasalmidae. The record is from RefSeq and is a predicted model, not a curated record. The coding region runs from base 121 to 807 and encodes 228 amino acids. The transcript is spliced from 5 exons. Gene Ontology annotation, molecular function: fibroblast growth factor receptor binding; growth factor activity. Gene Ontology annotation, cellular component: cytoplasm.
GGAGGAGGAGGCGAAGAGGAGGAGGAGGACGAGGAGGAAGAAGAAGAAGAAGCGGCGCCGCCGUUCUGCACGAGAGCCGAGCGAGCCGGGCUGUUAUGCAACCGCGAGGAGCUCUUCUCUAUGAGGCUCUAUUCUAGGCUGCUGGGUCGCUCCUCGCCCAGAUCGAUGUGGUUUCUGUGGAACAUUGUCAGCAAAGGAUCGCAUAUGCUGCAGUGUCUUUGUGGCAAGAGUCUUAAGAAAAACAAGAACCCGAGUGAUCCCCAGCUCAAGGGCAUUGUGACCAGGUUAUAUUGCAGGCAGGGAUACUACUUGCAGAUGAGCCCAGAUGGAUGUUUGGACGGGACCAAAGAUGACAGCACUAAUUCCUCAUUGUUCAACCUCAUCCCAGUGGGCCUUCGAGUCGUCGCCAUCCAGUCAGUGAAGACGGGGUUAUACAUCGCCAUGAACGGAGAGGGACAUCUGUACACAUCGGAGCUUUUCACGGCAGAAUGCAAGUUCAAAGAAUCGGUUUUUGAGAACUACUACGUCAUCUACUCAUCCAUGCUCUACAGACAGCAGGAGUCUGGUCGAGCCUGGUUCCUGGGUCUCAAUAAAGAGGGCCAGCCCAUGAAGGGGAACCGAGUGAAAAAGACUAAACCAGCUGCACACUUUCUUCCCAAGCCCAUAGAAGUUGCCAUGUACCGCGAGCCCUCGUUGCAUGAUGUGGGUGAAGCAGUCCCCAAGGCUGGAGUCCCUCCCAGCAAAAGCACAGAGCCGGUGGUCAUGAACGGCGGCAAGCCUGUCAGCAAGCCUGACAAGGAGACAUAGCCCUGCACCCCCCACCUCCCCUCCCCUCUUGAGGGAGUCUCCACGUCCACAACUCUCGAAACAAAAAAAAACUCGCACUCGGCUGUCCGUGGCUUUGAACCACGAGUAACGACGACAAAGAAAAAAAACUCCCUCCUCUACCACUCUUCCCCCCAAGAGUCUAGCCCCUGGCACGAUUGAACUAAGGGGCGGGUGUGGCUGGAGGACAAGGCUGAAUUGCUUGGAAGGACUGCAAGAGUGUGGAGGAGAUGGGAAAGGAGGUUGAGGAGGAGGGAGAGGAGGAGGGGACCGCUGAACGCUCAGCACUAACAAACUCUGUCAUUGGAAUGCCCUAUGCGAUACGGAAUGCCUUUUCAAAGCUCCCUUUUCUUUCAUUUCCCCUUUCUUUCCUGUGACAAUCCUCUGUGAGAAUGACAUAUUUUCAUCUGCCUCGUCUGGUAGCUUUUUGCCUGCUGACAGCUACCCACAAUUCUUCUGUUGGACCUUUCAUGUUACUGUUCUUUUUCUUUUAGAAUACCACAGCACACCAGCAUUUGUCUGGAUAGAUUGUUGUACAGACACAGAUCAACUCUGUCAUUGUUGUUACCUGUGUCUUGUUUGCCUAUCUUUUUUUUUUUCCUUUUAUGUGUCCUUUCCUAUCACAUUGUUUUCUGUUAGCCAGCUUAUCCAGGACUGAGGAUUGUUGUGUGCUUUUACAUUACACAAAUUACGUGAAGAGUAGCUUGGAGAUGAGAAGAAGCUGUCUGCUGUGUCUCGCUUCUUUAGACGUGUUUACAGUGCGGCAACAUGGUAACGAUUGUUUGAAGCAGCAAAAUUAGAUAGAGGACCACCUCUUUGGUUAGUUUCUCCUUUUUAAUUAUCAUUGCACUUGAAGAAUGGCUCACAGAACUGCAGGGAAAGUUGGCAAAGAUGUUACAGGUUGUAGUCGAAACCUCGCAAGGACCGUCGAGAGACGUGGCAUCGAUAAUCUUGUCGCUAGGCAUUCAGGGUGGACGCGGCUCCUUCACAAUGGAACGCUAUACAUAUCACAGACACCCUUGAUUUUAUCUGCCAGUCUCGGCUCACUUACCUGACUCACAGAUUAUACAAGCCAGUUACCUCACUUUGGCGUCUGAAGUCAAUAGUUACCGGCCUUUAAGGUUUUUCCCCAAUUUUGGGCUCUUUCUGAUAAAUCAGAUCUUGUUGUAACUAAUAGGUGAAGCCCUCGACCAACGACUGCGAUUGUUUGUUGAAAUGCCCGAUGUAAAUAAACAAAAACGCAGUUGUCCUUAGCCAGGCCUGGGGAGGAUGGGUGAAUGUAUAUUGAUGCUGUCGCACAGGUCAUGGCCACGUUUCGAGAGAUGGACUUAAGGUAGUGCUGUUCUCUUUGCCUUUUCAUUGUAGCAGAAGAGAUGGCAAAAAAAUUAAAAAUGGUAGCAGUUUCAACCUUACAAAAGCAAGGAAAGGUGCAGCAUCGGCCCGCAGGUUGAUAUGAAAACUGUGUUUAUUUUUAAGAUGCUGUUUUUUACGCUAGAGUUAGCAGCAUGUCAGGACGUUUUCCAAGUUGGCGUAGAUUAUAAGUUGAUUAUUACUCCACAUAUAAAAGGACGAUCAGUUACUGUUUAGCAUAGGGUGCUUCCUCAACGGUCUCCUUAAGGAGCAUAGUAGCAUGUUUGACUUGUUUUGAUGUUUGUUUCAUUUUGUUUUUCUCUUUGUCCACAGACGAUGUUAGAGCGUUUGUACUUACCAUCUUAAUCUACGUUUUAAAAAAAGGGUAUUUAAAUAUCACUGUGCAUCAGUAAAGCUGUUUAUAGGACUUGGAGAUUUAGAGUACCUUGAAAGCAAUUCACAGUUUAAUAAUGAAGCAUUUUCACCUUGCUUAUUUAACAAUUCUACGUUGUAAUCUGCCAUCUUGAGAGGUUUUUGUCAUUCUAAAAGCAAGUAUAGUAUUAUCAUAUUUAACUGUACCCCAUGUUCAAAUCGGUUGCGCCAUGCUAUUCCACUGUUUUGCUGAAUUUGAGGUGUUGAGAAUCUUUCAUUACAAUUGUUAUCUAUUUAGAGGUGCGAAUGCUGUCACGCUAAUAUUAAUUGGUACACUUAAUUUCAGAGCAGAAUGAUGUUUCUGUUUAAGUUGCUAAAUAGCAACAUUAGUAAUUCAUCUGUUGGCUUUUAUGUUUCUCUGUCAGCUGUUUUCUUAAUGGGAUAUCUUAGAGUGUCUAAAACAGUGAUAUAUUUUCUCCCAUUUACCAGAACGACUGAAGUGUUUUUCUGUUUUAAAGCUGUUUCUUGUAUGCUCAUCCUAAAGUGUGCACAUUUCUUUCUGCUGGGCCCUCGUACUGUAUAUUUUGCCCUGCUGACCAGUGAACUGGUUCCAUAGAGGACUGGAUUUAUUUUUGUAAAAUGACUGCUAUGUAAAUGUACAAUCUUUGCUCUUCGUUUAUAUAUCCUCCUGUAAUGUUCCUCCCCCCGUUUCGUUUUCUUUUCCAUACGUAUUUACGUAUUUGUACGUUUUCUUGUAGCCGUGGCCGUUCAUCUCACAUAGACGUGUAGAUCUCAGAGAGGACUCUGUUUUCCCUGUCUUUUCUAUGUGUCGAGAAUAUUAACGGCAGGAUGAUCUGUACUAUUUUUCCCUUCUUUUUUGUCUUUGGUUUCUUCUCUGGGGUUUCCAUACUUGGUUCAUCUACAUGUUUCAACUGUUGCAUGGUAAUAAAGGGGGAAGGCUAUUGGAGACCUGCAUGUGGUAGGCUAUGUGUAUCAAUACAAACAAGUGAUUUAAAAAAAUGUUGGUAUGUACCGCUAAACUUUACAUACAGUACAUAUAUGCAAAAAGAGUCUGCACUGUACAGUUUAUGUCAAAUCCAUUGUAUACACAGAGAUAACAUAUUGAAUAAAUCAUUUAUAUAAA